UAUGCCUGUAUUAUACUUGCAAAUUAUAUUUUGGAGCAGAGGCUGCAUGUGCAGCAGUCCAGAGUGCAUAUCUAUUAUUGCUAAUUGCAGAUUCUGCAUGAUUGUUUAGUAUCAGUUGUUAGUAUGAGAACUCUGUUGGAGGCAACUUUAAUUAGGUACUUAUUAGUACCGAUCGACAUAUGAAUAAACAAGUAAACCAUUCUUCGUCUCUCCAGUUUUUUAUUUUACCUGUGUAGUGUCUGGUCUGGUUACAUUAAAUCACACAUACAAUUCUAACGAGGCUUUGCAGAAUACAAACUUAGCCCUUACCAAUAUAUUAACUAGUGCACAAGUGAAGAAGGUGCACCCGCUUGGUCAACAAAACCCGUUCAACAAAAAUAGAGGCUCACGGGACGGCGACAAUGCUUCGAUCGUCCAGCACUGCAUAAAAUCGUCUCGGAGUCGCUUUACCUUACCAUAUAAAGUCUGUCCAGCGAUUGCUAGGUUGUUUUCUUUAGAUAUAUCUACUCACCUGUGUUUUUUUGAGCUGAAAGAGUUCUCCGCACGAGAAAGUCGCGUGGAAUAAUUGUAAAGUGUUUUUUUGUGAGAUUAAAAUAUGGUUGUGCUAAGUAAUUUCUUGGCUCCUGAGGAGGGCAUUCGUCAUGAGGAGUCACAUACCACUUUGUACAUCAAUGACACAGAAGUUGGCAAAGGAACCUUGUACAUCACAGAAAGCUUGCUUUCAUGGGUAAACAACGACACCAGACAAGGAUUUUCUCUCCAGUACGAUCAUAUAUCCUUACAUGCUAUUUCACGAGAUGACCAAACACACCACAGGCAAUGUCUCUAUGUGAUGGUUGAUGCUAAAGUAGACUUUCCAGAUGGCUCUUCAUUAGAACCCAGUGAGAGAAAUGCAGAUGAUAGCGAUGAGAUCAACCAAGAUGACGAUUCUGAAGCUCCAAUCACUGAAAUGAGAUUCGCGCCAGAUGAUACGAACAAUUUAGAUGCCAUGUUUCAAGCAAUGAACCAGUGCCAAGCACUCCAUCCUGACCCACAAGACAGCUUCUCUGAUGCUGAAGAAGAUAUUUAUUUAGACGCGGAAGAGGACGAAUUCGAGCACUUAGAGGUUGGCGCAGGAGAUGCUCCAUACAUUAUCUCUGCAGAACGAAUGGGAGGUCAAAACGGCACGGAAAUACAGGAGGAAGCCAUGGACGUCGAGGCAGGUCAGUUUGAAGAUGCAGAAGAAGAUCCUUAAAGACGAAAUCAGUAUUUUCUGUCGCAGCUUGUAUUUUCCAGCAUUUAGUUACGAUCUGCAAUUCUGUGUCACUUAUUUCACGCAUACUCUCGUAGAGUAAAAAGAAAAAAAAACACUGAUUCAUAAUCGUAUGCACGGAAAAAAGCAUGUAACAAAUCUCUCAAAAUCAUUGACUUAAUUUAUAUUUAUUUUGUACAUGGCGGUUUUUCAUAGAUAAAAAUCAUUCAACGUAAUAA
Molecule: messenger RNA, 1470 nt
Organism: Copidosoma floridanum
Lineage: Eukaryota; Metazoa; Arthropoda; Insecta; Hymenoptera; Encyrtidae
Gene: icln
Product: chloride nucleotide-sensitive channel icln
Biological process (GO): spliceosomal snRNP assembly; mRNA cis splicing, via spliceosome; cell volume homeostasis
Cellular component (GO): cytosol; plasma membrane; spliceosomal complex
Source: RefSeq, a predicted model, not a curated record